This is a messenger RNA of Nematocida homosporus, 648 nucleotides long. Its product is annotated as adenylate kinase. Gene Ontology annotation, cellular component: cytoplasm. The record is from RefSeq and is a predicted model, not a curated record. Bases 1 to 648 code for a protein of 215 amino acids. Gene Ontology annotation, biological process: nucleobase-containing compound metabolic process. The transcript has a single exon. Gene Ontology annotation, molecular function: ATP binding; AMP kinase activity. Lineage: Eukaryota; Fungi; Microsporidia.
AUGGUGGUAGGUGUUUAUAAACUCUUAUUCUUGGGUCCUCCUUUGGCCGGUAAAGGUACUCAGUGUAAGAUGCUUUCUGAAAAACUGAGAAUUCCUCAUAUCUCUUCUGGUGAUAUUUUGCGGCAAGAGAUGCAAAAGGAAACAGAUCUGGCCCAAUAUGUACGAGAAAGACUGGCGGCGGGAAAGUUCGUUUCUAAUGAGGUAAUUAGGGUUUUGGUUAAUAGUGCGAUUAAAGGUAUUUCGGGUGGAUUUAUUUUAGAUGGAUAUCCUCGGACUUUAGAUCAGUUAGAGUCGAUUGAUUUUGAGUAUGAUAGGAUUAUAGUGAUUGAUACGCCAAUUGAUUGUAUUUUAGAUAGGGUAGAGGGGAGAUUGUGUCAUCCGGGGUCGGGACGUAUUUAUCAUACUCGGUACAAUCCGCCGCGUAUGCCUGGUCUAGAUGAUAUAACGGGCGAGCCUUUGGUAAGACGUGAGGAUGAUCGAGUUGAGUUAAUUAGACAUCGAGUUUUAGAUUAUAUUGAGAAGACGGGAGAAGUUAUUAAACGGGGUAUAGAACUUAAAAAGGUCACACUUAUUAAUGGUAAUGGGCCGAAAGAACUUAUUCACCAGCAAAUUCUGGCUGAACUAGAGAAAAUCAAGCCAAAAUGCUAA